AUGUUAAGCACUUUCAUUCCAAUAUUUCAUGCUUCUAUACUGAAAAAUAACUUCAUUAAAAUUCCAACAGACGGAACUAUAAGAGACCAUUUUGGUUAUCCAGGAAGGUUCAAUGUCAUGAACUCUUAU
Trichomonas vaginalis G3 is the source of this 129-nucleotide messenger RNA. RefSeq lists its product as uncharacterized. Lineage: Eukaryota; Parabasalia; Trichomonadida; Trichomonadidae. The transcript has a single exon. The annotation marks the transcript as partial. The record is from RefSeq and is a predicted model, not a curated record.